AUGCAAUUAACAACAAUUCUUGCCGUAUUUUUCUCUUGUUUGGUUUUAUUCGCAUCAAUUGGUUAUACGAAUAGUACUGUUGUUAAAAAUAAACAUUCAAUAGUUCGUCCUGAUCCUUUUGUCAAAUCACGAAAUAAUUUUGUUUCUCGUCAUGGAAAUUUACAUAAACUUGGUCGCCGUCAAUCUGUAGGACGAGCAAUAAUAGAAUCAAUUAAACAACGACACAAACAAUUGUGA
Rotaria sordida is the source of this 237-nucleotide messenger RNA. NCBI's taxonomy places the organism in Eukaryota, Metazoa, Rotifera, Eurotatoria, Philodinida, Philodinidae. The record is from the annotation of a GenBank genome assembly.